Mixia osmundae IAM 14324 is the source of this 2062-nucleotide messenger RNA. RefSeq lists its product as uncharacterized. The coding region runs from base 369 to 1925 and encodes 518 amino acids. NCBI's taxonomy places the organism in Eukaryota, Fungi, Basidiomycota, Mixiomycetes, Mixiales, Mixiaceae. The transcript has 9 exons. Gene Ontology annotation, cellular component: ubiquitin ligase complex; cytoplasm. Gene Ontology annotation, biological process: positive regulation of proteasomal ubiquitin-dependent protein catabolic process; ubiquitin-dependent protein catabolic process; protein polyubiquitination. The record is from RefSeq and is a predicted model, not a curated record. Gene Ontology annotation, molecular function: ubiquitin protein ligase activity; ubiquitin conjugating enzyme binding; zinc ion binding.
CGCUGAGUGAGCCGGCGGCGGCAAAACUGCCUGACUGCAUCUUCAUUGGUCGAGGCGCAUCAGCUCUGUAAGACCAGUCUCGUAUACGUACGUCUGUGUAGAUAGCCCAGCGAGCGAGACACCAGGUUUCGCCCCGGGAGAGCACGACGAGGCCUCAGCUCGGCUAUCAGGAACCCGUCGACGCCUACGCCUCGUCCAGGGACGCUCAAUCAGAGCUGUGCGAGAUUCGAGCGAGCUGAGCUCCACUCGCUACGCCAGCUGUCCUCGACGGUCCCCUUUGCGGUGCCUAAGCCUGCAAGACAGGCCCAACUGAGCCUGUCGCCUCAAACACCUCAAAUCCGAUCUAGCGGCACAUCAUUGACUCGAAGAUGUCUGCCAGUGGCUCGGACGGGUUGGACUCGCCAGUAGAUGAGGAAGACUUCAUGAUGGAUGACGAUGAGGAGGGUUCAGUUGUCGAUUAUGACGACGGAUCUUCGGUGGACGAAGGGGACGAUGGAUUCGGUGGCGUGGCACAGACGAUCGACAAGGGCGAAGGUCCCUCUUGGCAAGUCGACUUUAAGAUCCUCUCCAUCCAGGAUAUCGAACGCGCCCAGUCCGAGAUCGCAGAGAGCGUUGCGAGCAUUCUAGCCAUAAAGCCCACCGAAGCAUCGAUCCUGCUCAGGCAGUGGGGCUGGAACAAGGACAAGCUCAUCGAACGCUACAUGGAAUCGCCCGAGAAAUGCAACAUCGAAGCCGGUCUCGAAGUCGGACGUCAGCCGCGUCCCAAGCGUAUCCGAGGCUUCGUCUGCGAAAUCUGCUAUGACGAUGACAGCUCGAAGGAGACGAUCGCCCUGUCCUGCAACCACCGAUUCUGUCGCGACUGCUACGCCUGCUAUCUCAUCUCCAAGAUCAAUGAGGGCGAAUCAAAGAGGAUCCAGUGCAUGCAGUCGAGCUGCAAGACCGCCGUUGACGAAAACACAGUCGCACUUCUCGUUGACGCUCAGAACGCAGAGAGGUACAAGCGAUUGCUCAACCGAUCCUAUGUCGAGGAAAGCUCCUCACUCAGAUGGUGUCCCGCCCCCAAUUGCGAGUACGCUAUCGAAUGUCACGUACCGAGCAAAGUGCUCGACACCGUCGUCCCAUCCGUCACCUGCAGAUGCGGCAAUCGAUUCUGCUUCGGCUGCGGACGAGAUGAGGACCAUCAGCCAUGCUGCUGUCCUCUCAUCAAACGCUGGCUGAAGAAAUGUGAGGACGACUCGGAAACGUGCAAUUGGCUCGCCGUCAACACGAAAGAGUGCACCAAGUGCCAGGCGACGAUUGAGAAGAAUGGCGGUUGCAAUCACAUGACUUGCAAGAAAUGUCGACAUGAGUUCUGCUGGGUCUGCAUGGGUGACUGGACUCUUCAUGGCACAUCAUGGUACAAUUGCUCCCGCUUCCAAGAGAAGGACGAUACCACCAAGGAUGCGGUCAGCAAGAAUCGCCAAUCGCUCGAACGUUACCUGCAUUACUUCAAUCGCUUCAACAAUCACGAGCAGAGUGCAAAGCUCGAGAAGGAAGUCUAUGCACGCAUCGAACGCAAGAUGGAGGAGAUGCAAAAGACGACUUCGCUCACCUGGAUCGAAGUGCAAUUCCUCAAACAGGCUGUCGACACCCUGUCUGAAUGCCGUAUGACGCUCAAAUGGUCAUAUGCAAUGGCGUUCUAUCUCGCCCGCAACAACAUCACGCAUAUCUUCGAAGACCUUCAGAGCGAUCUGGAGCGAGCAGUGGAAGAACUUUCGGAGCUGCUCGAGAAGCCGAUCGAGCCCCAAACCAUUCCCGAGCUCAGACAGAAGACCACAGACAAGACGGUCUAUGUCAAGAAACGUCACGAGAUCAUGCUCGAUGACACUGCAAAAGGAUCGGCAGAGGGCCGGUGGUCGUAUCAGGUCGAUCUGAACCUCAAGUAGAGCGAUCUCCCUCCCAGCGCGCAAUUGUAAACGUUCGACGUGUCCUGUACAUCCGUAGCCCCGUUUGUACUACUUUGCAUCAGGCAUCAACAGCUUCUCUACAUUGCUAGACUACUCUAACGCCUCUACACUCGGGG